AACAUGGCGGCAACUUGACGGCAGAGAGAUGAAGACGGUGAGGGCUUGAAGCAGAAAAGAGGUCCACCACCAGGGCUGCAGGCCCAUCCAUCCUCCGACACAAAGCCAGACAGCUUCACCAUGCUGGGGGAGGACAGAGGCCUUGUCCCUGCACGACCAGGGCCGGGCAAAACGUGAAAAGGAAAAAGAAACGCUGUCGGUGAGUGAGAGACGCAAUUGAGGAGAGGAGAGGAGAGGAGGAGAGGAGAGGAACCUGAAGGCGCACAGGAGAGGAGAGGAGAGGAGAGGAGAGGAGAGGAGGACACAGCCAUGGAGGAUGGGGUCGCCAGUGUCUGAUUUCCCAUCCUUCCCAGUCACAUUUUAAUGGGAAUCACCGCUGAGCUCAAAGGCACAGCAGGACUCACGCAUCUCCCAUUGGAAAAUUACGCACGGAGCAUCAUCCCCACGUCAAUGACUGUUGCGGCAGAGGAGCCAACACGGUGGAGUCGGCCGGUUCCCAAAAUAUGACCAGGGGUGCUGGGACGUGUUGGCAGCAAGAAGAUGAUGAGGGUUUCCAGAUCUGGCUUGAGCCCCCGAGAGACAACCAGAAGCCUUUCACCGACUCCGAGAGGGCGCAGAGAUGGAGACUGUCCUUGGCAUCCCUCCUCUUCCUCACCAUCCUCCUCUCUGAUCACCUGUGGUUCUGCGCCGAGGCCAAGCUGGCCAGGACCAGGGUCAAGUUUGCAUCCUCACACCUCCUGUCGUCGGCACAACGCAGCAUCAGAGCCAAACCAGAGGGUAUUUUUAUAGGGAACUCUACCCAACAUGUGUGGCGUUUGGAAACUUGCCACAGGGAUAGUUUGUCUAGGAACUGCUUCACUUUCGCGGACGCAGACCUCUUGUGUGGGGGCCUUUCAGACAAAGAGGGGACGCCUGCUGUAAAUAUGAGCGAUUUGUACCUCUCCUUUUGUAACUCCUACUCCCUGCUGGACUUGCUCUAUGGCUCCACAAGUCCGGACAAUUUGAACUGCAGCCUGGACGUGCUCGGGGAUGGAGACACGGCCAGGUGCAGCCUGUGCGUCCAGGCGUACCAGCGGUACGACCAGCAUGCCCAGGAGAAGUACGAGGACUUCGAGCUCCUCACCCAGAAAUACGAGCCGGGGGCAUACUCUGUGAGGACGUGCAUGGAGCAGUGCAAGACGGCCUACAAGCCCUGGCUGUGCGCUCAGUACUUCCCCACCACCCAGCUGUCCUGUCAGAGGAAGGUACCGUGCCACCAGUACUGCCUGGAGGUCCAGCAGAGCUGCCCGUUCAUCCUGCCCGACAACGACGACCUGAUCCACGGCGGCAGCCCCAGCUUCAUCUGCACAGGGCUCCUGGCGGAUCAUCUACCAGACGGCGAUGCGGAGUGCUGCGACGUCCGAUGGGACCCCAGAACGGACAGCCCCUCAGGCGGGACACUAAAAAGGACUGCCUCCUCCUGCCAGCCCGAGGGGGCCUCGGUCACCUCCGCCGCCACCUCAAGACUGUGCAGCGGGCGGCUGAAGAUCUGCCUGCUGGCCCUCGUCCUCCUACACACUGUCAUCAUCAUCUCGGCCUCCCACAACGCCACGCUGGUGGGCGUGGCGGCCAUUUUCUCGCCAGAGGAGAGCGCCUCUAACGAGGAGUGAACCUUUUUGAGGGGGUUGAAUCCGGUGCUUGCCGGGGAGCGACGCCAGGGUUUAUUUUUUUGUUUUGUGGGACACAUUUGGCGAGAAAUACGCUGGAGAUGCCCUCUACAAUCUCGCCCGCCGACGGACCAUGAGCCACGGGGAGUGGGAGGGUUUUAAAACCGGAUCGGAGGUUGCCGGGAUUAGGACGUCCACCGAAACCGAGGGCCUUUUUUGAGAAACCGCCCCCUAAAGGACUGACCUCUUGCCACUUGAAAACCUGCUCAUUGUUUCUAUCCCAUCCAAAUGUUUUCUAGCAUAUUGUCCCUCCCCCUCCCAUUCCUCCCUUCCCCCUCCCCUCCCAUCCCCGUGUGUAUGGAUGGCACAUCAGAGGAAAAAAACGGAGCGCGCUUACUUUCCGUUUUCGAUUUUUGCUGCAUUUCUUUCAGGUGCCAGAAUGUUUUUUUUGACAUAUCAACUGUGUUUCCUGCUCUCGAUCACCUCGGGGGUAUCUUCCCACCACCGCCCGUCGUGGGGCCCGUCGUGGGGCCCGUCGUGGGGGCCGGCUAAUCCAUCAUUCAUGUGGGUCUUGUUUCUCCGCAAACAGUUCCUCUGUGUUCUAGGACCUUAAGUGCCCUGAGACCGGCCCGCUUUCUCUUCUUGCUUGCUGGGGCCAAAAAGGAAGGGCAACGGUUCUGCUGCUCCGGGACAGACCGUCCUCUGGUCUCUGAAGUGGUCCGUUUACCUCGAGCAGUGGCGUUGAGUGUUGCGAAUAGGCGGGCGGGGAGAGAGCAUUCAGAGGAGUCGUACAGGAGGCCGCAGUGGCGAACCAGGGACAGUAGAGGACGGUUGCAUGAUGCCAAAACACCAAAGGGCCUCAUUUAUCCAGCGUGCGCGAACGCUUGUUUCAAAGCGCGGAACGUAACUUUCUGUUUUUUACCGGCAAAAACCCGGAAUCUUUUCAAAGUGGAAUGACGGAAAACAGAAGUUUCAGCUUUAGCUUAGUUACGACUGGGGCUCAAACCAAAUCUGACAGGUGUGACUGGAUCACCCCAAAGAGGAGGUAGCUUAGCGAUACGUAGCAACCGGACUGUUGGCCUCCACCUGCAUCUCCCAGGAGGACGGGGAUUUGGGUUAAAUGAAUAAAUUACACUUGAGACACAUUUUUUAGGAAACGGAAAAGUUAGAAAAGUAAUUAUGAGCCACAAUCCAAUAUCACUCUACUUUUGACGUCUGGGAAACCAGCCUGGAGCGGAUUUAAGAGCUUGUUUUCUAUAAAAAUGUAGUUCCUUCACAUCGGCAGGGAAAAACAAUCGUCUCUUCAGUCGUCGAUAGUCAAUCGGCACGAGCCUACGGGUGCACUAUUUUUUCUACCAAACACAUACGUUCGGACGGCGAGGAGAUGUUGGGGAUCGUGCGUGCACGCUCAGAACUCGUCCGCCGCUCGCUUUGAUCAAUGAGGCCCCGGAUCUUUGAGUGCCUCUCUGCUGCGAACGCCCAGUGAGGCAGAUGCUAGUAACGGAGCAAUAUAGACAUAAAAAUACAAAAACAGUCCACUUCACCACUGUUUUCUGUGUCGUAGAGGAGAUGACCAGCCAGCCAAUCAAUCAAUCAAUCAAUCAAUCAAUCAAUCAAUCAAUCAGUCCGUCGACUCUUAAAUACCCUUAGACGAGCUGAUCCACCGCUGUCUCUCACAGACUAUAGCAAAGGGCUGUGUUAGUGUCGGCGUGCCAGGAGUGUGAGGAGUUUUUCAAAGGGCUGAUCCAUCCAGUUUUGUUCCGUUUAUUUAUUUUUAUGGUUGCUUGCUGGCUAAAGUGCACAUGGACUCGAGGGCAGGGUCGCGCGGGGAUUAAUAACACUUUAAAAAACUCCCCUUUUUAGCGAGGAACGUGCAGAAAUUGGGACAGGAAAUGAGAGAUUAAAAAUCUGAGGCCGACGAGUGAUAUACCAAAAAUAAAAGUCUCUUUACUGCAGCCGCCUCUUCAGAUCAGUUCAUGGAAGUUUGUAGUUCCACCUCCAAAUUGUUCUUAGAGGUGAAACGCGUGGCAUCAAUUUUCCUCGUCCCCGUUAACGCUCGACCACCGCCGGGUUCGCCAUUCACGAAGUCUACGCUUGCCUCUUGAUUUUCAUGGACUUUAGCCCCUCCCCUCUCCCAGGUUCCCUCUCUGACUCCCCCCCUCCUGUGACGUGUCGUUUUAUUUGGUUUGUUUCAUCCUUGACAAACUGCGACGACGAGAAGUACAUUUCCCUCGAAGACAGCAGCAGAUGUAAUAGGCCCACACUUUGUUUUGCGCUUCGUCUCCUCCGAUCUCUGGCUGUUCACGAUCUGAGUCCUGUGGAUCUAUGCAGAUGAACCCCCACCCUAAAACUAACAUCCACCCACCGCUACCACUACCCUCCUUGUCCUUUCUGUUGUAAAUA
This is a messenger RNA of Anoplopoma fimbria (sablefish), 4049 nucleotides long. RefSeq names its product NALCN channel auxiliary factor 1-like. Gene Ontology annotation, biological process: calcium ion import across plasma membrane. The record is from RefSeq and is a predicted model, not a curated record. Gene Ontology annotation, cellular component: plasma membrane. Bases 504 to 1649 code for a protein of 381 amino acids. The transcript has 3 exons. Gene Ontology annotation, molecular function: stretch-activated, monoatomic cation-selective, calcium channel activity. Lineage: Eukaryota; Metazoa; Chordata; Actinopteri; Perciformes; Anoplopomatidae.